AUGUAUCGCACUCUGCCCCCUCUUACUGCAUCUGGCCCUUGCCUUUGUGGGAACCGGGCCCUCGCCUUCGUGGGAACGGGCCCCUUGCUGCGUGCUGUAACUGCUCUGCACCAUCGCAGCUCUCAGAGAGAGGCGCAGAAUGCAGGUGAGACCACUAAAUUAUCAUUGAAAAGAGAAAUAUAUGUGGAGGAAGAGCUCUACUGUGAAAUUCAUAUAAAUAUUAAUCAACUUUUGACAUGCAGGAAAGUAAAGGAGAACUUUGAAAACAUAGAACACAUCCACUCUGGAAAAAAUAUGAUAUAUAUCACCUGCCAUCUGAAGGUCAUCCUCGCUGAGCAGGACCCAGAUGAACUGAACAAAGCUUGUUCCUUCAGCAAGUCUUCCAACAGCUGGUUCCCAGUGGAAGGCCCAGCUGACAUCUACCAGUGCUGUAGCAAGGGUGACUGUGGCACUCCAAGCCAUGCCAGAAGGCAGCCCCACGUCGUGAGCCUGGGGUCCAGUUCGUCUGUCUGUAACCACAGGCAUGUGACAGAAGAAGCAGACGUCAGUGUGGGGCUGCUGAUCUUCCUGGACAGGACUGGUGACCACGAAAUGGAGCAGUGGGCCUUGCCGGCUGACACCUCCUUGCUGCUGCUGGGCACAGGCCUGGCUCUGGUGGCAUUCCUGACUCUGACCGCUGUUAUCCUGGUUGUCACCAGGAGGUGUCACACGGCCUCCCACCCUGUGUCUGCUUCCCAAUAA
Messenger RNA from Saimiri boliviensis boliviensis (Bolivian squirrel monkey), 741 nucleotides. The record is from RefSeq and is a predicted model, not a curated record. NCBI's taxonomy places the organism in Eukaryota, Metazoa, Chordata, Mammalia, Primates, Cebidae.